This is a messenger RNA of Anastrepha obliqua, 1378 nucleotides long. It is a transcript of the gene sNPF, whose product is annotated as short neuropeptide F. Lineage: Eukaryota; Metazoa; Arthropoda; Insecta; Diptera; Tephritidae. The record is from RefSeq and is a predicted model, not a curated record. The coding region runs from base 102 to 977 and encodes 291 amino acids. The transcript has 4 exons.
GUAACUGAACGGUUUUUUGCCUUUGGAAAAGUUUCAGCAACACCAAAAACAACACAUUAACUACAGCAGCUACAACCACAGCUAUUCAAAACCGCAUUAAGAUGUAUCUGUCACACCAUUUAUUGAAUGCGCUCGCAUUUAUCUGCUUGAGUGCUAUGUUCUGGCCUCAAAGCUGUGCUGAUGUGCUGGACACCCACCCCAUCAACAACCUGUACAACAAUUUACUGCAGCGUGAAUAUGCCGGUCCGGUUGUUUUUCCUAACCAUCAGGUCGAACGCAAAGCUCAACGUUCGCCUUCACUGCGACUACGGUUUGGUCGCCGCAGCGAUCCGGAUAUGUUUUUGCCCGCCGAGAAACGUUGGUUUGGCGAUGUGAAUCAAAAACCUAUACGUUCACCAUCACUACGUUUACGUUUUGGUCGUCGCAGUGACCCCAGCAUGCCACUUCACAGCGAAUUAGAUGCUCUAAUGAAUGAUUUAGCCGGUGUGAGCAGCAAUGGCGGCAUUCCUACUGAUGUAGACGACUCAGUCGCAUAUUUCGCUGAUGAAUAUCCAGAGGAUAUUUUGGACAGUAAUUUUGAGCGCGUGGCGCGCAAACCACAACGUUUACGUUUCGGACGCAGUUUACCAAGAAUGCAGAACAAUUUGGAUGAGGAAUUAGAGACCGCCCGGGAACAACGUCAACAAACCGAGGACUUCUUCAACUCCCUUCUAACUUCGGAAAAAUUACACAACAUGCUGCUCUCACUCUCACAAUAUGAUGCCGAACCCUUACCUGCUGAUGUUAUGGCUCUUAACAAUAACGAUGACGGAUUCCAGCGCGAAGUACGCAAGCCAGCACCUCUGCGUUUGCGAUUUGGUCGCAGCACUGGCGGCAAUACCGAAGGACAAAAGAAGGUCACUGCACAAAAUGCCAUUAAUGUGGACAAAAACGCGGAAGUAGCAACGCAGCAAGCUCCAGCACAAGCUAAGAAUUAAAUUUACAAAAUUUUAAGCCCACAACUACUUGCAAUGCAACAAUUUUUAUGCAACAAUUGGCGACUAAGCAAAAGGCAAAUGCAGGCAGAAUACUGAUGUUGGAUGAAUUCUAUGGAAAAGAAGUUUAAAAAUAUCUCUUAAUUUAAAAUAUAUACCCCAGAAAAAAACGUGCGAAAUAUUAUUAUAACCUAACCCUGUAAACAUGCGAGCAUACCCACACACUUUAAAGGAAUAAAAUAUUUACAAAAAAAAUUUUCAUGUUUGCUUCAAAAUUUUUUUAUGUUUUCAUAAGCCGUUACGCAUUGCCACCAACUCGUAUGUUUUUAUUGUUAACAGUUUUCCAAUACCUACCCUGAUCUAACAAAUAGACGGUUGUUUGAAAUUAUAUCGUUUAAUAUUUA